UAAAUAUGGGAGACACGUGCGUUAGACAGAUGUGGACAACAUGUUUGUUUAUGUUGCUAAUUGGCUUCUCCGCGUGCAGAUCCCAACAGCUAGAAAUGGUGACGAAGGAUUCGUUAGAGGAAAUUAUUAAGGAUACGAAAUAUGUUCUUGUUUUAUUUUUUUAUGACACUGAGACAUGUCCUCGGUGUGUAGCAGCUGAGAAAGAACUUCUUCAGGUAAACACCAUGCCAGACUUGUAUGACCAUGCUAUUCAGCUCAUUAAGUGUGAAGAUCCGGGGAUGGCAGUAAAGUAUGGGGUAACAACUGUUCCCCAGGUCGUCUACUUCAGAGACGGGGUGCCCGCUUUAUUUGAAGUGCCCCAUGAUGUUAGAGAGAUCCGAACAGAGGAUGUGGAGAUUUUCGUGGACGAGGCACAGCAGGUGGCAAUGAAGACACUUAACGAUGACAGCUUUGAGCACCUGACACAGGCCGCAACAGGGGCCACCACAGGGGACUGGCUAAUCAUAUUCUACCGACCAUCAUGUGAUGGCCAUCUUUCUGCUAUAGAAGGGGCUGGUGUUAAGCUGAGACACAAGAUGAAUAUAGCCAAGAUCAAUAUAGAUGAGAGUCCUCGUCUCAAGAAACGAUUCAAGAUUAUAGAUUGUCCUACAACUUACUUUUUCCGUCUGGGACGUAUGUACCACUACUUCUCAGAGGAACAAGACCAGUAUCAUAUCCGCCCGCUCAUCAAUUUUGUGUCAUCCUGGUAUAAAAAUGUCAAGGCAGAAAGUGUACCGAUGGAACCAACAGCGUUUGAUGCACUUACGGAGGGUAUAGCUGAUUAUUUAAAGGACCUGAUUCAGGGACCAAACAGAGGGAAGUUCCUGCUAGGACUUGGUGUAAUUCUCGGAGUUGUCUCCCUUAUUCUUGCUAUAGUCGCUGUCACCUGUCCGUGUCGGAGGAAGGAAACGAAACUAGAAUAGCAUCCCCACAUCAUCUUUUACAUUAUUUAUAUUUUAAUUUACAUGCAUUGGAACAUUUUUUUUUUUUCAAAUAUCAUUUUUGCAUAUAUUUACAACCAUAACUGAAAAAAUUAUAAAACCUGAUUCACGUUUUUUCAGUACGAUUAUUAUUUGAAUACAUAUGUGUUUUACAUGGUAUGUGCCUUACAAUUUGCAAUAUUGAAUCUUAUAACAUUUAAUGGUUCAGGGAACUGACGACUUCAGUCUUUGUAUUUUUGUAUUUUCUAUAUAAAUGAGUCUGUUUGUUCAUUUCUAUGGAAGAGAGUAGGAUUUGACCUUUCAAUAGAAAGAACCAUGUUUCAAAAUACCAAAUUAUGAAAAAAAAAAUUAACAAUAUGUAUGAUAUAAAUUUAUUUGUUCAGUUGAUAUAUGUACUAAUGGUAAUGAUAUUUGUAAUGUAUAAAUGAUAUCUGUAUUUAUAAUUGAAGUGGUGCAUGGGAAUAUUUUGCUGUCCUAUUUUUUGUUAUGUUUAAAGCCUGUUGAAAUAAAAUACAUUGUAUAAACGAA
This is a messenger RNA of Mizuhopecten yessoensis (Yesso scallop), 1508 nucleotides long. RefSeq lists its product as uncharacterized. The record is from RefSeq and is a predicted model, not a curated record. The transcript is spliced from 9 exons. NCBI's taxonomy places the organism in Eukaryota, Metazoa, Mollusca, Bivalvia, Pectinida, Pectinidae. Bases 6 to 962 code for a protein of 318 amino acids.